GUACAAAACUGUAUUGGAACUGCAAUUCGAGGGGCAACCUGGGUAGCCCUUCACAAUGGGGGUGGUGUUGGAUGGUGUGAAUGCAUAAACGGAGGGUUCGGACACCUCUUGGAUGGGACAUAUGAGGCUGGCCAAAAAGCACGCAGCCUACUUGCCUGGGAUGUAACGAACGGACUUGCCCGGCGUGCCUGGUCAGGACAUCCUUUGGCACGUAUGACCAUAGAAAGGGCUAAACGACGUGAGAACGCUUCAACAUCUGAAGAAACUAGAAGUAAUACACAAAGUGACUACUCGAUGAAUGGAACACAGCAUGCCCUGGAAGUCGAGCUACCACAUAUGGUGGAGGACAGAAGCCUAAUAGAAAAGAUAGUAAAGGCUACCGUGCAAAAGAAAUAA
Protopolystoma xenopodis is the source of this 396-nucleotide messenger RNA. The record is from the annotation of a GenBank genome assembly. Lineage: Eukaryota; Metazoa; Platyhelminthes; Monogenea; Polystomatidea; Polystomatidae.